This is a messenger RNA of Dendrobium catenatum, 775 nucleotides long. RefSeq lists its product as uncharacterized. Lineage: Eukaryota; Viridiplantae; Streptophyta; Magnoliopsida; Asparagales; Orchidaceae. Bases 235 to 744 code for a protein of 169 amino acids. The record is from RefSeq and is a predicted model, not a curated record. Gene Ontology annotation, cellular component: endoplasmic reticulum. Gene Ontology annotation, biological process: sphingoid catabolic process. The transcript is spliced from 3 exons.
ACGGCGUCCGGUUAGAUUCGCUCGAAGUUUCAUAAAAAAAUUUCUGUCGCCGCCUUCCCAUUUAUUAAUUUUCUUGUCAGUCAAUGUUUGAUCUUUCUCCCGAAGAUUGUCUUCUUCCUCCCUCGAUAGCUCCAUCCUCUUCUUGCUCCUAUUCCAGUCGUUUUUUUCCAACCUAAAAACCCUAUACAUACCCUUCAAUCCCGGAGAACUGCACCGAUCGGAGUCGAAUCGAAGAUGGGAAAAGGAUUGCUUGAUCUAGAGAAGCAUUUCUCCUUCUACGGGGCGUAUCACAGCAACCCUGUGAACGUUCUCAUCCACACCUUAUUCGUUUGGCCCAUCUUCUUUACCUCCCUCAUCCUCUUCUACUUUACCCCUCCUUUCCUCCAUAUCCCCGUCUUCGGCGGCUUCGACCUUAAUUUUGCCUUCAUCUCCGUUGUCUUCUACUCACUCUUCUACAUCGCACUGGAUAAGAAGGCCGGAUCGCUCGCCGCUCUCCUCUGCUUCCUCUGCUGGUUCGGAAGCCAAGCCCUCGCUGCAGCUCUCAGCUUCUCCCUGGCCUGGAAGGUAGUUCUUGCUGCUCAGUUGAUCUGCUGGAUUGGGCAAUUCAUAGGCCAUGGAGUAUUCGAGAAACGAGCACCAGCUCUUCUUGACAACCUUUCUCAAGCAUUUCUAAUGGCCCCAUUCUUUGUCUUGCUUGAGGUACUCUUUCCCAUCUACCUUUUUUUUUCCCUCUUAAUUUGUUGAGAAUAUUCUGAUCCUAAUUUGAUUUGGCUGA